Molecule: messenger RNA, 1191 nt
Organism: Juglans regia (Persian walnut)
Lineage: Eukaryota; Viridiplantae; Streptophyta; Magnoliopsida; Fagales; Juglandaceae
Product: protein FAR1-RELATED SEQUENCE 5-like
Exons: 1
Coding region: 1-1191 (396 amino acids)
Biological process (GO): regulation of DNA-templated transcription
Source: RefSeq, a predicted model, not a curated record
AUGGGGUGUAUGACUAGAAUUAAUGCGAUAUUCAAUGAUGAAGGUGGAUAUACCGUAUCUAAAGUGAUAUUAGAUCACACACACGCUUGUAGUCCAGGAAAGGCAAGACAUAUGAGAUGCUUUAAAAAGGUUGAUGCUCGUGUGGCUAAAAGGCUUGAAAUAAAUGACGAGGCAGGAAUAAGGUUGUCCAAAAAUUUCAAGUCUGUGGUUGUUGAGGCGGGAGGUUACGAGAAUGUACCAUUUGGGGAGAAGGAGUGUCGAAACUACAUUGACAAAGCACGACAACUUCGCCUUGGGGUUGGAGGUGGUGUAGCUCUAUGUAACUAUUUCGAAUAUAUGCUAAAAAAAAAUCCAGAAUUUUAUUAUAAGGUUGACAUUGACAAUGAGAUGCAGUUAAAUAAUGUCUUUUGGGCAGACACUCGGAGUAGAGCUGCGUAUGAAUCAUUCGGGGAUGUGAUUACAUUUGAUACAACAUAUUUGACUAAUGCGUAUGAAAUGCCUUUUGCACCGUUUGUGGGUGUGAACCACCAUGGACAAUCAAUCUUACUCGGGUGCGGAUUGAUAUCCAAUGAAGACGCAAAUACAUUCCAAUGGUUGUUUGAGUCAUGGUUGCAGUGUAUGAAUGACCAACUGCCAAAUGCAAUCAUCACAGACCAAGACAAGGCCAUGAAAAUUGCAAUUUCGAGGGUGUUUCCAACUUCUAGGCAUCGUUUCUGCUUGUGGCAUAUAAUGAAAAAGCUUCCUGAGAAGUUUGGAUCACAUUGUCGAUAUGGGGAAAUCAAGAGUACUUUACAUAGGUCUGUUUAUGACUCUUUUAGUGAGCAUGAAUUUGAGGAACAUUGGUGCAAUAUGCUCAAUACCUAUGAUUUGCAUGAGAAUGCAUGGUUGGUAUCAUUGUAUAGUGAUCGGCAUUUUUGGGUGCCAACUUAUGUUAGAGACACAUUCUGGGCAGGAAUGUCAACUACACAGCUGAGUGAAGGAAUGAAAGCAUUUUUUGACGACUACGUUCACUCUAGAACAACUCUGAAACAAUUUGUUGACCAGUAUGAUUCAGCCCUUAGAAGGAAGGUAGAGAAUGAAGCAAUUGCUAACUUCAAUUCAUUUAACACAGACAUUCCUUGCAUCAAUCGCUAUCCUCUUGAGAAGCAAUUUCAAAAAGCAUAUACUCUUGCUAAAUUCAAAGAAGUAUAA